CGCCUAGCCCCUGGAGGAGUCACUGCUCUCUGGCCGAGGAACCAAUUUUCUUCUCCCCCCACAACAAAAAGAAAAUUCAAAAAAUACAGAAAAUAUUUACGGCAGAGCUCUCUCGUAGGUUCAUUUCCUUAGAGCUAUAGCUAGGGUUAGGAGGUGCCGAUUCAAAAAGGAUCAUCGGGGGACGUAUUUCCCACCUGUGCCAAAUUUACUUCUUCUUCUUCUUCCACUGCUACUUCUACCCUUCUUUUUUCAAUUUCAAAUCGCUGUACAAACAGAAAGACGAUUUCUUGGUUUUCUCUAAUCUUCGUUGCUCGGCUGAUCGGUACAGUUUCCCCAAUUUUGUUGGGAUUUGGAUAAAUUUGUGGAUAUUUUUUAGGGUUGAAGAAUUUGCCGGAUUUCUGGAGAGAAGGGAUCGUUUAGAGGAAAAAAAAGGAGGAAUUUUUGUUAGGCAUUUUGCUAGAGUCUUUUCGUUAUGGAUAAGAAGAAGGUUGCCGUUCCUUUGGUCUGCCAUGGCCAUUCCCGGCCGGUGGUGGAUCUGUUCUACAGCCCGACUACUCCAGAUGGUUUCUUCCUGAUCAGUGCCAGCAAGGAUUCUAGUCCCAUGCUUAGAAAUGGAGAAACUGGAGAUUGGAUUGGAACGUUUGAAGGGCACAAGGGUGCAGUGUGGAGCUCUUGUUUGGAUACUAAUGCUUUACGUGCUGCAUCUGCUUCUGCUGAUUUUACUGCGAAAGUAUGGGAUGCAUUAACGGGGGAUGAACUGCAUUCCUUUGAACACAAGCACAUUGUUAGAGCUUGUGCAUUUUCAGAGGACACUCAUCUUCUACUUACUGGUGGACUAGAGAAAAUCUUGCGCAUUUAUGAUCUGAAUCGCCCAGAUGCACCUCCAAGAGAAGUUGAUAAAUCCCCUGGUUCAGUUAGAACUCUUGCUUGGCUGCAUAGUGAUCAGACCAUUCUGGGUUCAUGCACUGAUAUGGGUGGUGUAAGAUUGUGGGACGUAAGAAGUGGUAAGAUAGUGCAAACCCUUGAGACUAAGUCAUCAGUGACAAGUGCAGAAGUCAGUCAGGAUGGUCGCUAUAUCACAACUGCUGAUGGUUCAACCGUUAAGUUCUGGGAUGCAAAUCAUUUUGGGCUUGUGAAAAGCUACAACAUGUCAUGCACUGUGGAAUCGGCUUCCUUGGAACCAAAGUACGGGAAUAAGUUCAUUGCUGGGGGAGAAGACAUGUGGGUUCACGUAUUUGACUUUCACUCAGGGCAGGAAAUAGCUUGCAACAAGGGCCACCAUGGUCCAGUCCACUGCGUGCGGUUUUCACCAGGAGGGGAAUCAUAUGCGUCGGGGUCAGAAGACGGGACCAUCAGGAUAUGGCAGACGGGCCCACUAACGAAUGACGAAAGCGAAGGUGGGGCGGCGGCUACAGCGGCAGCAGCCAAUGGAACCGUGGCGGGGAAGGUGAAUGUGGGUGCUGCAGAAGAAGUUUCUAGGAAGAUAGAGGGGUUUCACAUUAGUGGUGACGAGGGGAAGACUAAAGAGAAGGAUGAGGCAGCAGGGAAAGAGUGAUGUAACUCGACUCACAUACACCAUCGGCCCGAGUUAGGCCAGACCCACUUGUUCUUCUUUGUUAUCUUUUCCUUCUGCGCGCCUCUUUUUUCUUGAUCUCUCAUUUUGUAUCGUUCUUUUUCUUCUCUGCCUUAUGGAAAUGGUGCUGAACUGAAACAAGGUUUGAUGUUUGGGCUUUGGUCAGUCAUCAUGAUAUUUGGGAGGGUUAAAACUUGAAAGAAGACACUGACAUUUUUGUACAAGCUACUUCUAUCUUUAGCAACACAAACGCCUUGAUAUAUGUAAACAGCUGUGAGGGAACGGGGAAGCACAAAAAGCUGUUCGCUAUAUGGUUUCACGAUGCGAAUUCACCUUCAUGUUUUGGUUCCACAAAAUGUCGAAGCUUUUACCCGCUGUUUCGGAUUAACUUACAAGAUGGUACCAUGAUCAUACUUCAAUCCAAUCGGUUCUGUAGUGGAAGUAUUUCUCUUUGUGGAAGAAAUGAAAGAAGACAGAAGUGGCAGAGGGAGAGCGACCCAACGUAGAUAAUAUGAAUGAAAAGACAGGGCUAACUCAGUCAUUGUAGAACUUCUGAGGCGCUUUUCUCUUUAUAUUUUUCUUCCUCCAGUCCCUCCGCCUUCCCGACUCCUUGGCCAUCGCGAAUCCUCAAUCCAUCUCCAUUUGAAAGAGAGAGACAGUGAGAGACUCUGUGCGGUGCUGAAUAGAUUUUCACUGACACAACGCUCCAUCCUUCCCUUGCAUCUGGGCUCUCUUAAUUUCGAUUCUUGCUUCCUUCCCUUCUGCCUUAAUCCGAAGAAGAAAGGAAGAAGAAAGUUUCGUUGGCGGGAAAAGAAGAUGUCGGGGAAAGGAGCAAAGGGUUUGAUUAUGGGAAAGGGAGCUGCUGCUGCUGCGGCAGCUAACAAGGACAAGGAUAAAGAGAAGAAGAAACCCACUUCUCGUUCUUCUCGUGCUGGUCUCCAGGUUUCUUCCCCUACCCUCUUCUCUUGUAGAUCUUCCCCUCUCUCUGUUUGCUCGUUCCAGCUUUUCCUCUGUAUCUUGCUCUCUUCUGAGAUUUGCGUCAUCUGGGUUUGAAUUAGGUUGCCUCUUUUUCUCCGCUCACUUCGUUUACUUGUCUUUUCUCUGGUUCUGCGGACUUUUUUGGUAUCUAGGGCGUUGUUUACGGUAGAAGAUUGUGGUGGAAUCUUGCUUUGAUUCGAAGUCAAAUAGCAGAGUCUGUUGGAAAUCGGCUUCUCUAGUUCGUUUGCUUAUCUUUUAUUGUAAAAGAGCCCAAGUUGGAGUGCCGUUUUCUCGACCUCUUUGUUGUCUGAAUCCUUCCAAGUUCUUUGAAGACAGAGAUGCAGUGCCCUUUAAUUUGCGCGGAGUCUUUUAGUACACUGUAAUUGUUUGGCCCUGCAAGAUGUUGUGGUUUGUGGUGGGUUGGUAGUAAAAAAUGCGUAGUUCUUGUUUGCUGUAUCAAGGAUCAUUUGGAGUGGUACCAGCUUGACAGCUUUUGGUUGCCAUUUGGUGCUUUUGCUGAUAGUGGUACAAGUUCUCGAAAACCUUUUCCCCAUCCAGCUGAGUUAGAUUCAUUUCCCUUAGUUUAGAGAAGAAUUGGUUCUGAGUGCUGAUGCUGUGACCAAGCUCCUUGCAUUCAAUGUUCGUUGCAGAUGCUAGAAAGUUGGGUCCUGCUAUUGCCACUAUAAUUAUAUGAGGCAUAUAAAUCGAGUCAUGUGACCUCUUACAAUAUCACAUACUAAGUUGCCCUGAAUGAUCUUUUCUGUCCGGUUAAUUGAGUCUACUGAACUAGUAUGGUGUUAUAUAUCUGGCAAGCCUAAAGAAUGAGAUCAGUCUUUGAAAAUUAGAAAAUAAUGUAACACGAUCACAGUUAUAACGGUUAUAAACGUUCGCUAUGUUGGGGAUGUCACAAGCAGAAACCUUGAUAUUUGGAUUGGAUGAAUCUAAAUCGCUAGGAGUAUUUUAUGUG
Linum trigynum is the source of this 3518-nucleotide messenger RNA. NCBI's taxonomy places the organism in Eukaryota, Viridiplantae, Streptophyta, Magnoliopsida, Malpighiales, Linaceae. The record is from the annotation of a GenBank genome assembly.